CCCCUGCCCGUUGCCAUGGCCGUCGCCACGGCCGUCGGGGACCCCUCGCGCCGGUUGGGCCCCGGCAGCGAGGCGGCGGGCGGCACCACUGCCGGGCGGCGGCGGCCAUUGGCUGUCGCUAUGCGGGGCCGGCGGGCUCCCGUCCCCUCCUCUCCCCUCCUCUCCUCUCCCACCGCCGCGGUGUGGGAGCGCCGUGGAGAAGGAGAAGAAGGAGGAGGAGGAGGAAGAGGAGGAGGAGAGGCAGCGGAGCGGAGCGGGCCGGCCGCCCGCCCCCAGGCGCCCCCCGGCCGGGCCGCCUCCCUCUCUCCUUCUCUCUCUCCCUCCCCUCAGAGCGGCGGCGAGAUGGCGGCGGGCAGCAGACAAGCCAUCGUCUGGCGCAACGUGGUGCUGAUGGGGCUGCUGCACCUGGGCGCCGUGUACGCGCUCAGCCUGGUGCCGCGGGCGCAGCUGCUCACCCUGAUGUGGGCAUAUUUGUGUUUCCUGAUGACAGCCUUGGGCGUGACGGCUGGUGCACAUCGCUUGUGGAGCCACCGUUCCUACACAGCCAAGCUGCCUCUGCGGAUCUUCCUGGCUGUAGCUAACUCCAUGGCCUUCCAGAAUGACAUCUACGAGUGGAGCCGAGACCACCGCGUGCACCACAAGUACUCGGAGACAGAUGCGGACCCACACAAUGCCCGCCGUGGCUUCUUCUUCGCCCACAUCGGCUGGCUGUUUGUGCGCAAGCACAAAGACGUGAUAGAAAAGGGAAGAAAGCUGGAUUUCACUGACCUGCUGGAUGACCCCGUUGUCAGAUUCCAAAGAAAGUACUACAAGAGUUCUGUCGUGCUCAUGUGCUUUGUGAUCCCCACCGUUGUGCCGUGGUACCUCUGGGGAGAGAGUCUGUGGAAUGCCUACUUCCUCGCCUCCAUCCUCCGCUACACGAUCUCCCUCAACGUCAGCUGGCUGGUCAACAGCGCCGCUCACAUGUACGGCAACCGCCCUUAUGACAAGAACAUCAGCCCCAGGCAGAACACCUUCGUCAAUCUGGGAGCCAUUGGUGAGGGUUUCCACAAUUACCACCACACCUUCCCCUUUGACUACUCAGCCAGCGAGCUGGGCCUGAAGUUCAACCCCACCACCUGGUUCAUUGAUUUCAUGUUUUGGUUGGGGUUGGUCACCGACCGGAAACAGGCUCCAAAGGAGAUGAUCCAGGCGCGCAAGGAAAGGACUGGAGAUGGCAGUGCUUGAAGAGCAACGCUUCUCCGUGCGUCAGCACCGUCGCACACUGCUCGGAGUUAUUUUCCUCUGGGUAAAAUUAGUUUUUUUCAGUUGGGCUGAAUUUAUUCCACAGGAACAGAUUCAGCUGCAGCUUUUCUUCCUUAUUAGCUGUCUUAUGUCCAAACUUCAGACUAUUAAAUGUCAAAAUGUUCUAUAUUACUUAAUAGUAGAGUUAAACUAAUUUUAGUCACUGUAGAUGAUGUCUGAAAUACGUUGUAAUUUGCUUGUUCAUGGUUAAACGUGGCAGUUUGGAGGAACUAAUUAUCCUUUCAAAGUGCAGCUAGGGGAGAAUUUGUUUCUACUAUUAAUCAAACAUGCUUUUGAGACAUGUUUCUUGGAGGGGACGGGGCAGGACAGGGCACAAAUUGCUGUUUCAGCUACAAACCGAUGGUAAGGAACAGGAAGAGCACCAAGAAAAACAGGAUGUCAAAGGGGAGAAAUCAGCCUAAAAUUAGUUGGCUGUUAGCUUGAAAAUCUGCUUUCUUCUUUUCGUUAGCCCUGUUAGCCAAACCAACGCGCCGCUGUCUUUGCUAAAUAUGAAAACCAUUUGCUGCUGAGCAGGCUUUUGUGUUGAAAAUACAGGCCAAAAUACAAACUGAUGCUAUGUUGAGAUGAUUCCUUUGUUGUUGCAUACACAUUGUAAUUCGUAAAGAUAUAGAGCUCAACAGUGUCUUAAGCCAAAUGAAGCUUCAGUUUUGAUGUUUGGAGACCUGAGUUAUAUUCUGAUCAAUCAUGGCCAUCAAUGCAUGCAUAUUUUAGCUCCUUUUGCACAAGAGGCCGCUAACAUUUUUUUUCUGCCUUUGACUUGUGGGUCUUUGAAAACUGACCUUUAUCGAAGUCAGAGCCUCUGCUAAUAUUUCAGCUGCAUGCAACAUCCAUUGGUUUCUGAGCAAAAUAUAAAGACAGUUAUGUAGCUUCUGAUCUUAACGGUUGCCUUGUUUAAAAAGGAAAAAAAAAAAGGAAAAAAAAAGAAAAAAAAAAAAAGCAUGCGGAGUUAAUGGGACAUACAGCCCUUUGUGUUAGAUGUUAGCCAGUGCAGGAGAAAGGCUUCAUAGUGUCAGCACUGGAGCACUUUUGAAGAUAGAGGGCAUGAUUCUCAUUUAUAAAGCAGGCCGCUGCCGUACGCCUCGACAGGGGGUGCUCUUGAGGGGUGCUCGUUUCAGGCUGCUCGGCCCCAGGCCUGGAGCAAGGCAGUGGCUCGGGAUAGGUGAGACUCAGCCCAGAUAUUUUCAGGAAAGAUGUAGAGUUUAAAAAAAAAAACAAACAACACAGUUAAGAAUCAAUUCUUUUUUUUCUUGUUUCUUGUUUUUCAAAUGUUGCCAUAUAAUAUAAGAGUUGUCUUUACUCUGUAUUCCAUCCAGCAGGUGUUUUAACAGUGUUAAUUUGCCAUUAAUGAUGUUAAACUCUUGAGUGUUUUACAAUAAACAGUUAUGAAUUAGA
This is a messenger RNA of Numida meleagris (helmeted guineafowl), 2697 nucleotides long. It is a transcript of the gene SCD5, whose product is annotated as stearoyl-CoA desaturase 5. The transcript is spliced from 5 exons. Gene Ontology annotation, biological process: lipid metabolic process. The coding region runs from base 16 to 1227 and encodes 403 amino acids. NCBI's taxonomy places the organism in Eukaryota, Metazoa, Chordata, Aves, Galliformes, Numididae. The record is from RefSeq and is a predicted model, not a curated record. Gene Ontology annotation, molecular function: oxidoreductase activity, acting on paired donors, with oxidation of a pair of donors resulting in the reduction of molecular oxygen to two molecules of water.